AUGAAGCACACACCAAUGAAGUCGUCCAAGAUGGCCAGCUCUAGUGAAGAAGAUCUGAGCACUCUUGUACAGUUGCGUGGCAUGGCACAAGGUAACAUCACGCGCAUCAAGAACAUCUUGACCCAAACCCAAGCGGACCAGGCUGAGCUGCCUUCCGCUCAAGUGAAAGUGUACGUGAAGAAAGUGGAAAGUGCUUACAACGAGUACCAUCAGCACCACCAGCAGAUAGUGGCGAUUCUUCCUUCGAACAAGAAGGAGGAACAGAACGAGAAGUUCCUGCAAUUCGAGACGUUGCACGAAGAGGUGUCCAUCAUGCUCGAGACCCUUCUCGAGGCUCAAGCCGCACCACCUGCGGCGCAACAAGUGCAACCACCGGCGAACCAGCAACCGUUGGUCAUCCAGCAAUCUCUUCCUCGUGCCAUCCCCACCUUCGACGGGAGGUACGAGAAUUGGGAUCGGUUCAAGAUCAUGUUCCGUGAUGCAGUCGACCGUACCAACGAAGCACCUCGAAUUAAGCUGUAUCACCUUGAGAAGGCCCUCGUCGGUGAUGCGGCGGGAAUCAUAGACGUGAAGACGAUUGCCGAUGGAAACUACGCCCACGCCUGGGAGUUACUGGAGGAAAGGUUCGAGGAUCAGCGGCGAAUGAUCGACAUCCAUAUUGCUGGACUGCUCGGAGUGAAGAAACUUGCGAAGGAGGAUUUCGGUGAGUUGCGAUCCUUGGUCGAGUCUACCACUAGUCACGUGGAAAACUUGAAGUUCCUUGACCAAGAGUUCACUGGCGUCUCUGAGCUCAUUGUCGUCCACCUGAUCGCACGUGCACUGGAUCCUACCACGAAGAAGUUGUGGGAGUCGACGAUAAAGCGAGGAGAAAUCCCAAACUACGAAGACACCAUACAGUUCCUGAAAGACCGCGUCUCAGUUCUGGAGAGAUGCCGCGAUACGGAUGAAGAAGCCAAGGCACAGCGUACAUCGGCGAAACCAGCUACGAGGAAGCAGGCGUUUCCCAAUGCCAACGCAGCAACAGCUCCUCCAUCAGCGGAUCAGCGGUGCACCAUUUGUGAUGAAAGCCAUGUGACGUACAAGUGCUCUGUGUUCAACGGCUUGAGUGUGAGUGAUCGACUGGCCAAAGUCAAACAGAAGAACGUGUGCUACAACUGCUUGAGAAGUGGACAUAGUGUGAAGAACUGCCCAUCGAAGAAGUCGUGCUCCACGUGCAACAAGCGGCACCACACCCUGCUCCAUUUGGAAGGUGGUGCAAUCUCGUCGCAGCCUGCGAAUGAAAAUUCAGCGAAUGGAGUUCCAGGAUCAGCCCAACCAGCGGCGUCGGCUGUCAGACAGCAGUCGGCCGAGAACCAGCCAUCAGUGACAGCAGCGCAUUCCAACAACCCGGUGAACCCAGCGAGCCAGGUGGUGUUGCUCACUGCCCUUGUCAACGUUAUGGACCAUCGACAGCGGCCUCGUGUGUGCAAAGCCCUGCUAGACUGCGGAUCUCAGAUUACUGGUCAGGUUCCGUCGGUUAAGAUAAAUUUGGAGAAUUGGGAACUUCCUCAAGGUCUCAGACUGGCUGAUCCAUCCUUCCAUGAACCUAGCCACGUUGAUUUGCUCAUUGGAAUGGACUGGUUCUAUGACAUUAUGAAACCAGGGUGUUUGAAAAUAGACGAUAAUCUCCCUAGCCUUCACGACUCUAAGCUUGGUUGGUUAGUCGGAGGCAAGUUGCUUGACUGUUCUUCAAAUCUUGUGCUGAAUUCCUGUGCCGUUCGAAUUGACCCCAUUGAAGAACUAGUGCAGAAAUUUUGGGAAGUUGAAGGUGUGUCUUCGGAGGUGGUUCUGUCCAGUGAAGAAGAGCAGUGUGAAUCGCAAUUCGCAUCAACCCAUCGUCGAGACGACAGCGGUCGUUUCAUCGUUCACCUCCCAUUGAAGGACAACGCAUCUCAACUAUCGGUUUCCCGUACCAUGGCCUUGCGACGAUUUUUCAUGCUGGAGUCUAAACUACAACGUCAUCCAGAUUUAAAAGCCCAGUAUGAUGCCUUCAUAGACGAGUACGAAUCUCUUGGGCACUGCCGGGAGGUCCAAGAACGCGACGAUCCUCCUGGAGUUCUGAAGUGGUAUCUUCCCCACCAUGCCGUCCUCCGCCCAUCGAACACAACUACAAAAUGCCGGGUGGUAUUCGACGCAUCUGCAAAGGUGGCCGGAUUGUCCCUCAACGAUGUUUUAAUGACCGGAUACAACGUUCAGAGCGAUUUGUUGUCUAUCAUCCUACGGUUUCGGAGGUAUCGAUACGUUAUAAGCGCCGAUGUAGCCAAAAUGUACCGCCAGGUUGCCGUAGAUCCCGCUUUCACUCCACUACAACGGAUUUUUUGGAGAAGGUCGCCCCAAGACCCACUACGUGUUCUCGAACUAACUACUGUGACGUUCGGAACGGCCUCAGCCCCUUUCUUGGCCACGCGAUCUCUGCUGCAACUUGCACGGGAUGAACGAGAAACCUUUCCGCUCGCUUCCGCCGUUGUCGAGAAAAAUGUCUACAUAGACGAUGCUCUUUUUGGUUCCGACGAUUUCCUACAAGCAUGUGAGCUUCGAGAUCAGCUGAUAGCCUUGCUCCAGUCCGGUGGAAUGCACCUUCACAAGUGGUCAUCCAACACUAGUCAGCUCCUAUCGCCCAUUCCCAGUGAAGAUCGAGACAGCUGCGCAUCUUUCAGCGAAAGUGGCCUCAACGAGGUCAUCAAAACCUUGGGAUUGAUGUGGAAUCCUUCCACAGACGAGUUCUUGUUCCGAUCAUCCCUUUCAGAAAAGGCCAGCAGACCCACCAAGCGUCAAGUCCUGUCCAAGAUUGCCAAGAUUUACGAUCCGCUCGGACUUAUUUCUCCAGUGGUGGUACUGGCAAAAAUAGUCAUGCAGAAAUUGUGGAUCAGCAAGCUGAAUUGGGAUGAUCCGUUAGACGAUACCCUCCUGAACGAGUGGGAGAACUUUCUGAUGUCACUGCCAACUUCGGAGCAAAUUCGCAUUCCACUCCAUGUGUUAUCGAACAAAGCGGUGCGGUACGAAUUGCACGGAUUCGCGGACGCGUCCCAGAAGGCGUAUGGGGCAUGCGUAGUUACAGAGAUCACAUCGAAUACUAGUCACGUUUGGAAAUAUGUUCGCACGGAUCAGAACCCCGCCGAUACUGUAUCUCGAGGACAGUCUGCAAGAGAGUUAGCUAACAACGAACAAUGGUGGAAUGGUCCUCAGAUUUUGUACUUCGUGGAUUACUCAGAAGAGCAGCCACAGUCACUCCAAGAUUGCGAAAUUCCCGAACUCAGGGUUGAGCUAGCUGCACUGUCGGUCAUGAACUACGAGGAAUUCCCUGUGUUGACAAAGUUUGCUUCGUUCCGGAAAUGCCAACGGAUUGUUGCCUACAUGCUACGCUUCAUUUCGAACGCUCGAAAGAGGCAGGCCGACCGAGUGAUGUCCCGGUAUCUCACUAUUCCUGAACUACGGGCGGCAUCAAAUUUGAUCGUUGGAGCCAUUCAGCAUCAGGAGUUUGCCAAGGAGAUCGCGUGUGUACGAGCAGACGAACCCAACCAUCGUCUGAACAAUUUGAAACCAUUUCUCGACGAGGAUUUACUGCGAGUUGGAGGUAGGCUUGGUCAGUCUCAGCUUCCAUUCGGAGUGAAACACCAGCUAAUAUUACCAAGCAACAACCCCAUCGUGCACGGUUUGAUAAACGACGUCCAUCGAGAGAAUCACCAUGCCGGAAACUCCAUGGUACAAUACCUUUUGCGACAACAUUUCUGGUUGAUCAACGCGAGAUCGACAAUUCGAAAGGUGCUGAGAACCUGCGUUACCUGCUUCAGGACGAAUCCUACCACAAUUGAUCAGCAAAUGGGAGACCUACCAUCGUAUCGGAUUAACCCAGCGCCAGUCUUCGAGAGAGUUGGGCUUGACUUUGCCGGACCAAUCUACGUCAAGCAGUCAGUUCGAAAGGCGACUCCGGUAAAGGGUUACAUCUGUGUCUUCAUCUGCAUGGUGACAAAGGCCAUGCAUCUGGAAGCCGUGGAAGAUCUGUCCACAGACUCGUUCCUUGCGGCUUUUCAACGAUUCGUGUCCAGACGAGGAUAUCCGAAGGAAGUCUUCUCCGAUAACGGGACCAAUUUCAUCGGAGCAAGGUCAGCAUUGCAGGAGCUCUAUCGGCUAUUCAAGGAGGAGACCACCCAGAACAAGAUCUUCGAGUAUUGCCAAGCAAAGCAGAUCAUUUGGAAGACCAUCCCCCCAAAUGCGCCACAUUUCGGAGGACUUUGGGAGGCCGGUGUGAAAAGUGUUAAAGCAGUGCUCAAAAGGGUUUACCAAUCCACCUCCCUAACACUCUCCGGACUAUACACCCUGUUGUGCCAGAUUGAAGCAAUCCUCAACUCGAGACCACUUUAUUCCCAAUCUAACGAUUCAACGGAACCUGAAGCGUUGACCCCUGGACAUUUUAUUGCCAACCGUCCACUAUUAGCAAUUCCCGAACCGUCUGUAUUAGGUAUCCCGACCAAUCGUUUGUCCCACUGGCAGCACAUACAACAGCUUCGCGAACACUUCUGGAAACGAUGGUCGAGAGAGUAUCUCACCGAAUUACAAGUGCGAGGCAAAUGGACCAAACAGAAAGUUAACAUCCAACCGGGAAUGGUUGUUCUCCUGAAGGAUGACAAUUUGCCCCCACAGUGCUGGAAUCUGGGCCGGGUAGAAAGGGUACACCCGGGAAUCGAUAACCUGGUAAGAGUGGUAGACGUUCGAACGAAGACUGGUACAUUUAGACGACCUAUACACAAGCUUGCGCCUUUGCCUAUCUUGGACGAUGAUCCAAAUGUCCAAACUUCCACUUUAUGCCGGGGGGAGAAUGUUCAGUUCGACAGCAGCCAAACUGAAGAAGCGUCUAGCAGUGGCGGCGACAGUUUGCACCACGAGAGCUCCGCCCAUCCAACCAACGCCGAACGAACGACGAUGACGAAGCAGAGGUCGAACAGCGAACGGGCCACAAUAAAAUCAACAGCCAAACAGCGACCAGCGUCAGUAUUAUUUCAUCCGUCGUCGAGACUACCACACAGCAGCGAAGCCGAAGCGAAGGGAGCUAUAGCACGUGAAGACCGCAUGAGACAACGAGCAGAGCCGACCGACGCGACGGUGCGCCAAUAG
Molecule: messenger RNA, 5151 nt
Organism: Aedes albopictus (Asian tiger mosquito)
Lineage: Eukaryota; Metazoa; Arthropoda; Insecta; Diptera; Culicidae
Exons: 3
Coding region: 1-5151 (1716 amino acids)
Biological process (GO): DNA integration
Molecular function (GO): zinc ion binding; nucleic acid binding
Source: RefSeq, a predicted model, not a curated record